AUCUCAGUGGUCUUUUCUUUUUAUUUUUAUUUUUUUCUUUUAAUCCAGUGCAUCAUUUUUUUGAUUCAGACUCAGUAGAAACUUUCAUUGGAAAACAAAUCAGCGUACUUGACUAAGCUUGCAUACACCACUGUACCAGUCCGGAUCUGUUACGUGUGCGAUUCCUUUAUGACAAUUUCCGUUUCAAUAUGGCGCCUUUUACACCACACUUAGCAGUUCGGGGAUCAGAUGGAACGAUCCUGCUACGUGGACCACCGAACUGUGAAGAAUUUCAGACUUUCCAACGAGAUAACCGGCAGAGCAGAUAUGUGACUUUCAGCAAAGAUGGUGCUUUGUUUGGCUGGUGCAAUGGGGAAAAGGUCAAUGUGGUUAAAUCAUCGACUGGAGAGUUGCUGAAGUCCUUUGAUCUACCGAAAACAUCAAUGCUGGAAUUCUCUCCUCUGGGCAAAGUUCUGGUUACCUGGAAGCAGUACACUAAAACACAGGAUAACCCCCAGGGUGAGGCUAACCUGCAGCUUUGGGACCUGCAAACAGGUGACUGCAUCAAAACAUUCUACCAGAAAAAGGUGCAGGGAUGGUGUCCAAGUUGGGCAGAUGAUGAAAGUAUUGCAGUGAGAUGUGUUAACAAUGAACUUCAUUUCUUUGAGAACAAUAAGUUUGAAACAAUUGCCAACAAACUCCACCUUCAGAAGGUGAAUGAAUUUGCUCUAUCCCCAGGAAACAAUCCAAGCAAGGUUGCUGUCUAUGUCCCUGGAAGCAAAGGUGCACCUUCCUUUGUCCGCCUUUACCAGUACCCUAAUUUUGCUGGUCCAACUUCAGCGCUGGCCAACAAAAGUUUUUUCAAAGCUGACAGAGUGACCAUGCUAUGGAACAAAAAAGGCAGUGCGGUUCUAGUGACAGCCAGCACAGAGGUGGAUAAAACCGGUGCAUCAUACUAUGGAGAGCAGACCUUACAUUAUCUCGCCACGAAUGGAGAAAGUGCAGUGGUACAGCUGCCCAAGAACGGUCCUAUUUAUGAUGUAUCAUGGAGCCCCAACUCUUCAGAGUUCUGUGUUGUGUAUGGUUUCAUGCCUGCCAAGGCUACAGUCUUUAACCUCAAAUGCGAGUCCGUUUUUGACUUUGGUACGGGCCCACGGAACGCUGCUUUUUAUAGCCCUCAGGGCCACAUCCUGGUCCUCGCGGGGUUUGGGAACUUGAGAGGGCAGAUGGAGGUAUGGGAUGUGAAGAAGUACAGGCAGGUGUCUAAACCCCAGGCUGCCGACACAACCCACUUCUCCUGGUGCCCAGACGGAGAGCACAUUGUGACUGCAACCUGCUCGCCCAGACUCAGGGUCAGCAAUGGCUACAAAAUCUGGCACUACACGGGGACAGUCCUUUACAAGGAAGACACACCAGCUGGCAAAGAGCUCUGGGAGGUGCUCUGGCAACCCUUCCCAGCUGGAACGUUCCCAGAGAAAGCGGUGAAGUAUCAGGCUGCGUCAAGUGAGCUUGGCAGCACUGAGGCCAAGCCUGCCCAGGUCUACCGGCCUCCUGCCCUCCGCAACAAACCAGAGAGUAGCACUUACAAACUGCAUGAAGAUGAGCCACCACAAAAUAUGAAACCUGGAGCUGCUGGAGAAAAGCAAAUAUCCAAGGCAGCUUUGAAAAACCAGAGACGACGAGAGGCAAAGAAAGCAGCUAAACAGGAAAACAAAUCUGAUGAAGUACCCCAUCUUGUAUUGGAGCCUGCCCCUGCGAGUCAGGCUCCUGUAACAUCUAGCCAUGGAGACCCCGAAACUGACAAAAAGAUUAAAAACUUAAAAAAGAAACUAAAGGCUAUUGAGGAGCUCAAGGAGCAGCAAGCAGCAGGCAAACCGCUUCAGAAAAACCAGCUUGAGAAGAUGCAGAAGGAAGCGCAACUGUUGAAGGAGCUUGAGGAACUUGAAUUAGAGGUGUAAGACCAAAAAAAGACAUUUUCCAACUCUUUUGCAUCACUGUAAAUCUAAAUCACUGUCAGAUAAAUGAUGUAAAAUGUAAAUCUGAGCAUUGGUUAAUUCUCCCUAUAUGCAACAAAUAAGGUGCAUUUGUAAUUUUUUCUGCCUCUACACAUGAUUACUAUUGGACACACAGCCUGAGCUUUUAAAGGCAUUAUUAGUAUGCAGUUUUAUGUACAAGGGAGUAUACAGUGUAUAAGGGAGUAUUUUACACAGAUGGAGAAAUUGAGAAGUGAAGAGGUUUCACUGCAGUGCACACACCUGGAUUAAUGUGUAAUAGAUUUGUACGAAUUGUUAGCUUUUCUUUACGCAUGCAAAAACCUAGUUUGAAUGUUCCAAGAAAAAUAAAGGGACGUUGAAUAAAACAA
Molecule: messenger RNA, 2341 nt
Organism: Electrophorus electricus (electric eel)
Lineage: Eukaryota; Metazoa; Chordata; Actinopteri; Gymnotiformes; Gymnotidae
Gene: eif2a
Product: eukaryotic translation initiation factor 2A
Biological process (GO): translational initiation
Cellular component (GO): cytosolic small ribosomal subunit
Molecular function (GO): translation initiation factor activity; mRNA binding; protein binding
Source: RefSeq, a predicted model, not a curated record